Molecule: messenger RNA, 3975 nt
Organism: Bombyx mori (domestic silkworm)
Lineage: Eukaryota; Metazoa; Arthropoda; Insecta; Lepidoptera; Bombycidae
Gene: Sec8
Product: exocyst complex component 4
Exons: 17
Coding region: 151-2844 (897 amino acids)
Biological process (GO): exocytosis; chemical synaptic transmission; Golgi to plasma membrane transport
Cellular component (GO): synapse; exocyst; growth cone membrane
Source: RefSeq, a predicted model, not a curated record
UCAAAUACAUCAACUGUCAAUCUGUAAAAUGUAAAAUAAAAUUAGUAGGUAUGUAGGUAUGUAUCUAUCUACCCACCUAUCUUUCUAGUUAUUUGUUAUAAUUAAUUCAAAAACAAAACUUUGUUUAUAAACACCAUUAAUAGCGGCACAAUGUCCUCUCCUCCACCAACGAAACCACCCCGUGGGGUUAAGCAAGGAAAAGAAACGAGUGGCCUGCUAAUGUCGGUGAUCAGAACACUGUCAGCGAGUGAGACCAAUGAACAACGUGAAAAGGAACGCGCUAAACUUGAGAAAGAGUACAAGAAGAGCGAUGCAAGGCUGGAUGAGCUAGUUGCUGUUCAUGCACAGGAGAUUACGGAUGUUAUGCAAAAAUUCACAGCUGUGGGUACAGCCUUAUCAGUAUGGGGACAGCAUUGUGAGGCAGCAGUGGCUCGUCUGGGCGCAUGCCGAGGUUUGUUACGAUUAAGACGUGAUGACCUAAGAAGAUUGUGGGCGGAUGCAAGAACCCAUCACUAUGCACUACAGAUGUUAACUGAUAUAGAACGUGUAGUAGUUUCGGAACGUGAAACUCGCGAAUCGUUAUCAGCUGGUCGUGUACUAGCUGCAGCUUAUACAUUGAAAGCUGCCCUAGAUACAGCAGACACUACACUGUCCCAUGUUGAUGCAUUAAACACCACAAGGCAGCAUUUGCAGGCAAAAAAACGUGAACUGGUAGAUGUCAUUGUUCGUCGAGUGAAUGAUGCUGUCUAUCGUGGCGAAACAGCACCAAUGACGAGAAGACUAUCUGCUAGAAGGCGUACAGCAAUCCUGUUGGCCGAACUGACAAAGAAUGAAGAAGUGACUGAUGCUUAUCUACAAGAUAUCACCCCUGAGUACGAAGCGUCACUUUCUGAAGAUGACAAAACAUUCGAGAGUACUGUUAUGAUAUCACUAGAAGCCUUAGGAGUAUUGGAACAACUGAAGGAAGCUACUGAGAAAUUCAAGGUGCAAAUUCAAAAUGAAUUAUUAGAGGUCAUCGAUUCGGUCUCUCGCCGAAUCAUCGAUGAAGGCGAUGUAGAAAUUGACCAGGAGUGUGACGAGGAUGGCGAGACACAAGAAGCCGAGGGAGUGACAGAGGCCGGGAGACCACUCGCCAGACUGGUCGCUAGUCUGGGAGAAGAGCUUAGGGCGUGCGCUGCAAGAAAUAAGAGGCUUUUGCAGUUAUGGCGAGGUGCCUUACAGAAACAUCGACUGUCUGAUGCAACUCUGCACACAGAACAACACUACUGGAGUGCCGUACAACAAGUUCUUCAACUUCUGCUGACUGAAUACUUGGAGAUAGAGAGCGUGAACUUAGCAGCUCAGCGCUCUGGCACUACCACAGUAGAAGCGGCCGGUUCCCAACUACGUCUGACCGACUACUUCUCCAAGAAACGACCUCAGAGGCAACACACCAAACUCUUCAGAUUUACAGGCCCUACCGCAGUGACGCCCAGUCUGCAGGCUCGCCGGCACGGGUACCCGCUGGUGUGCCGCGCCGACCCGGCUCAUCUGCACGCGGUGUUGCCAGCUCUGCACGCCUUGUGUGCCGACAUCGAACCUCUUACAGGUGGCGGCGAAUGUUCGUUACGUGCGUUUAUAACGGACUACGUGCGCACAGGCGAAAGCGAGAGACUGGCUAGUAUCGCGCGCGCCGCUAUUGACGAGGCCAUGAGAUCUCCGUCCGCUUGGAGAGAAAGAGUUCCACCACCCGCUACCAACGCUAAAUCUGGGGAGCGUCACCGCGUCGUGUUCGCGUGCUGCGCGUACAGCUGGCAGGCGGUGCACGGCGCGAUGCGGCACGCGCGUCGCUGCGGCGCGAGCGGCGGCACGGAGGCGGCGCGCGCGGUGGCGGGUACAUUGACCCCGCUGGCGACACAGUGCCGCGCGUGCCCGCACGCCGCGCCGCCCGCCGCCGCGCGCGCCGCCCGCUGGCUCGCCGACGACGACAUCGUGCGGUUCCUGCAGUCGCUGCACAACUGGAAGGCGAUGACCGGCGACGUGCCCGAAACCAAACAGAGCGCUCAGGAACUGAAACAGGCCUACGAACGGGAAGCCGAGAUCUUGGGUUCGAGUUUGGGCGACGGCGCCGUUACACGCAAAGAAAUCAUAUCGGACAUGAAUACGCUCGCCGACAUAGCCGUCCUGUGCGAGACAAUGGAUUGGCUAAGUGCAAAUAUAAGAAGCAUUCCCUCAAUGUUAUCCGGUGCAAUAAAGCUCUCCGAGAAAUUCCUGAACGACAUAUCUGCUGCAGCGUCUGUAUUCGAUGAGAUAACACAUAAAUGCUUGCUUUUCUUGCAUUUGGAGAUGCGCAUAGAGUGCUUUCAUUAUUUGGGUCAAGAGGAUCGCGAAGGUGAAAACGGCUCCGAAGCGGACAGCCAACAGUCCGGAGGAGCAGCGCAGCUGGCCCACGCGCUGCUGGCCUUCCACGAACACGCGUCGGCUGUACUGGCGCCCUCUAGGCUCGCUUAUAUAUUCAACGGUAUAGGCGAGAUGAUGUCGGCCGCGGUAGUGUGGAGGUGGCAGGGGGAGCGCGGGGCGGAGGGCGGGGCGGCGGCUCGACUCGCGACACUGCGCCACUGUCUCGCUGCGCUACAUCUACCUCACGAUGGCUUACAUAGAGCGCACGCGUACUUACAUCUGUUAGCGUGUACUCCGCAGGAAAUAAUAACGUCAGUACGCGAAAAGGGUGCUCAAUUCACGGAGUUGGAGUAUUUGAACGCUUUCAAGGUUAUCGGCGUUCGGCGUAACGUGUCCUCGGGCGACAUGAAAAUACAUCUAAAACAACUAUCGACCGCUCUGGGUCACGUCGGUGUUACCGUGUGAUAACAGUUUAGUGUUGCAAUUCUUGUGAGGCUAUAUAUUGUGUCGACGAGCAUCUUGUGAGGCUAUAUGUGUUGGUUGCUUUAUUUAUACUGUGGGUGGCGGCUACGGUGGGUGCUGCCAGGUAAUUUGAAAGAAAAAAGGUAAUUUGAAGGAAAACACAAAGAAAAUACCUUUUGAAUAUAAAAAAAAAACACUUAUACUUUACUUACUUACACUUUUUUUUUGUAUUGCUUAGAGAGGUGGACAAGCUUGUAAGCUUGUCCACGGCUGUAGCUCACCUGUGUGUUAAGUAGUUAUUGGAACCCAUAGACAUCUACAACGUAACUGCGGCCACUUACCUUGAAAUAUGAGUUCUAAGGUCUGAGUAUAGUUACAACGGCUGCCCCACCCUACAAACCGAACUCGUUCUCUCUCUUUCUCAUUAUGUGUCAUUAUUCACCCGUGUCAUUAUGAGACUUUAUUAUCAGUCUAUUUAAAAUACCACAAACAUAUUGAUUUACUAAUAUUUAAUAUGUCGACAUAGCAGCACUGAGAAGUCAUUCUUAAGCAUAAUUUAUGAACUAAUGAAAUAAAGAUUUAGAACGAAAAAUAUUGAUGUAUUAUAACUUACAUAUUUUAUGAAAAUGUGGCUUAGAAAUAGUAAUGGUAGUUCAUCAGUUAAAAAUAUUAUAGACAUCAUUAAAGAUGUAUAACUUAUACAUGUUUAUAAAUGGUCACUGAUGGUCCUAGGCAUCUGCUAUGAUAGAGGUUCAAGCUGAGCUGCUGGCCAUCAUUUAGACUAUGAUAUGGUGUUUCAAUUUGCCUGAUGUACAUUUAACAGUGUAGAAAAUCAGAUGAACUUACGGCUCACUUGGUGUGAAAUAGUGACCAAAAUACACAAACAUGAUAACAAAUACUAAACUCGUUAUCAAAUAUAAAAUUUUAAUCCCAUUCCAAAAGCUCAAUUUAAUUACACUCAAUUGAUUCGUAUGGAUGUUUUUUUAAGUUAAGAUAUUAUUUACAUAUUAAAAGUAUAUUUAUCUAAAUAUUUGAAUAGCUAAAUAAUAUUUAUUGCAGUCUGUAUGAAUCUGCAAAUGCCUUAUAGAUUGAAUGUAAGUAUGUAAUUAUUUUAACAAUAAACUUUAAAAGAGA